Coregonus clupeaformis (lake whitefish) is the source of this 1287-nucleotide messenger RNA. RefSeq lists its product as uncharacterized. The record is from RefSeq and is a predicted model, not a curated record. NCBI's taxonomy places the organism in Eukaryota, Metazoa, Chordata, Actinopteri, Salmoniformes, Salmonidae. The coding region runs from base 1 to 1287 and encodes 428 amino acids. The transcript is spliced from 4 exons.
AUGGUUGUGAGUAAUAUCCUGAGGAAUGCCCAGGAGGACCUCUUCUCCUCUGGUAUGAAUGACCUGGAGACCACCAAUCCAGGCAUCGCUCUGACCGAAGAGAGGCUCUCCAGUAUCUUCUCAGAGCUGUUUAGGGACGCCUGUGAGAGUGCCCAGGAGGCCGCCAGACGGAUCCACCACACGAGGUCCGGAAGAGGCAACAAAAGCCGGAGUGGGAGUUGCUCUGGGUCAUCACAGGGAUCGAGCCGGUCCAACAUGCCAGAGCUGGUAGAGUGUGUGGAUGCUCAGCUAUCUCUGGAACAUCCAAAUGUGUCCUGCUCCAACAGAAGCUCUGGGUCCUCACAGGGAUCGAGACGGUUCGACCUCUGUCAUCAGGCAGUGGAGAUGGAGAGGGUUUAUCUCCAGAGAGACACACCCCACUCCAGUGUCAGUGUGAGAGAACUGGGGUCAGUGAGGAGGGCCAAGAGAAGGGAUGUCCAUAAAGCCCUCACGAGGAGGAUUUGUGGGACAGCGACUCCAGCUUGUCUCAUGGGGUUGGGGGAGGAGGAGAGGGGCAGCUCCCUGAUCCUGACCCCCCAGGCCUCCACCUCACUCUCUGAUCAAGACAAGAGAGCACUAGAGGACGUCUGCCAGAUCCUGACCGCCUGGGUGGAAAAGAUGCUGAACAGGACCUGCAACGACAAUUACAGGGCCAGUGUCAUCAUCCAGAAAGAGGAAGAAGAGGAGUUGGUCACGAGUGUCAUGACUGUCUUACACUCAGAGCCCUCCACCUCAACCAAGGCAGCACGGGCAGCUCCUGCACAGACCCUGGAGUUCAACCCCUGUCUGGAUGAAGAUGAGGUGGUCCCCAGCACCUCCAUGGGUGCGGGAUUCCUGACGACCACUCAGGCAGCAUGGGCAGCUCCUGCCCAGACCUUGGAAGAAGAGGUCGGGGGAGCUGAUGUCUCUGAGGUGAGUACCAGCUCCCUGACCCCCACUGAGGCCAGGCAGGGCCUCCUGGGGAAGAUUCCCUCUCUCCUUCCGGGUGAGAUCCUCAUCGAGGAGGACAUCUCCUUUCGCAGCACUCCCAGGGACACCGUCAUGAGCCCCCAGACCCUGAAGCUUAUCCUCCAGGGCAUCAUGCGCCGACUGGAGGCCUCAGAGUUCCCCCAGGCCAUGAUGGCCAACGACCCCUUCAGGCUGAUGAAGAAUCUCUUUGUGGAGGUCCAGCAUGCCCUGAAGUAUGCUGACAUCUCUGUCCUCUUCAGCCUGGAGGAGAGCAUCCAAUUUAGGGGGAAGAUGCAAUGA